Myzus persicae (green peach aphid) is the source of this 1751-nucleotide messenger RNA. Its product is annotated as cytochrome P450 4C1-like. NCBI's taxonomy places the organism in Eukaryota, Metazoa, Arthropoda, Insecta, Hemiptera, Aphididae. Bases 183 to 1721 code for a protein of 512 amino acids. The record is from RefSeq and is a predicted model, not a curated record. The transcript is spliced from 13 exons. Gene Ontology annotation, molecular function: heme binding; iron ion binding; oxidoreductase activity, acting on paired donors, with incorporation or reduction of molecular oxygen.
GUCUGUCGUCGUAUAAAACCUCUAGUUAUUUUCGUCCAAUUCAGUUAUUGAGUACGAUUUACCUGGGUGCAAAGAAAUGAAAUGAAUAUUAGGUACAGCGAGUGAAUACAAGUACUGUUAAACAAUUUAUUAGAAUCGUCUUUUAAUACAGUCAAUCGGCGGAUUUAAAUUCAAAAUUGACAAUGAUUGAAAUAAUUGCUUACAUGAUUGUUGUUGUUUUUGUGAUGAUAUGGAGUUACUUCAAAUGGCACAAUAGGCGCUUUGAAAAACUGGCUGCUAGAAUGUCGGGGCCUCCUUCGUACCCGAUCAUAGGAACAGGAUAUCUAUUUACUGGAUCAUCAGAACAGGUGAUGAGCAAAAUCAUUGAUACCGUGAAAAAAUAUAGUCUAAAGCCAAUUAGAUUAUGGUUAGGACCAUAUUUUGCAGUUGUCAUCGCCAAACCGGAAGACGUACAAAUUAUUUUUAAUAGUUCAAAGGCACUUAAAAAAGACCGAAUGUACGAUUUUUUCAAGAAUGGUGUGGGCGAAGGUUUGUUUACUGCACCAGUUGAGAAAUGGCGGAAAAAUCGUCGCAUGAUCACUCCUGCUUUUAAUGCCAAACUUUUGGAACAGUUUUUCCCUGUGUUUAACGAAAAAAACAAAAUUCUUAUCAGGAAUGUUACAAAAGAAUUAAAUAAAACACAAACAUUCGAUCUCUGGAACUAUAUUGCACCAGCUGCUCUCGAUACAAUUUGUGAAACCACUAUGGGUUACAAUCUUGACACUCAAUCAAACAAUAAACAAUGUGAAUUUGGAGAAGCAAUUGUAAUAGGAUCAGAGUUGGACGCGUUGCGAAUUUACAAACCAUGGUUAUACCCAGAAUUUGCGUUUUCAAUGUAUUUAAGACUCAAAGGACAUCAAAAGGUCUUCGAAACAGUGAAAAAGUUUCCAUUGCAAAUAAUCAAGAAAAAGAAAGAAGAAUUUGACCAGAUAUCAAAAGAUAGUAAUGAUAAAGUAGGCGUAGCAAAAAAUGAAGACGAAAAACAUUCAAAACUGUUUUUGGACAUAUUGUUUGAACUGAACAAUAAUGGUGGACACUUUUCAGAUUCCGAUAUUAGAGAUGAGGUUGUAACGAUGAUGACUGGGGGUAGUGAAACCAGCGCUAUCACAGUCUCGUUUUGUCUUUUGAUGUUAGCCAUACAUCAAGAUAUCCAAAAUAAAGUAUAUGAUGAAAUUUAUGAUAUAUUUGGUGAAGGUGACCAAAUAGUAACUGUUGAAGACACUAGAAGACUAGUGUAUUUAGAACAAGUGAUAAAAGAAACUCUUCGAUUAUACCCUGCAGGACCAUUGAUUCUCAGAGAAACUCAAGAAGAUCUUAAAAUAUCUUCAAACGAUUACGUAUUGCCUAAAGGAACAACAUGUGUAGUAAGCAUAAUAGCCACACAUCAUAGUCCAGAUUUGUACCCGAAUCCUUGGACUUUUGAUCCUGAUAGAUUUAGUCCAGAAAAUGUAGCUAAACGUCAUAGAUAUAGCUUUAUACCUUUUAGUGGCGGCCCCAGAGGUUGCAUAGGAUCCAAAUAUGCCAUGUUGUCGAUGAAAGUUACCGUGUCAACAUUUUUACGCCAUUUUAGCGUACAUACAGACAUCAAAAUAACAGACAUUAAGUUAAAAAUAGAUUUGUUAAUGAGAAGUGUUCAUGGUUAUCCUGUUACAAUUCGACCAAGAGACAUAAGAUCGACAUAAAAACGAAAUUAUAAUCCACUUGGAUGAUGA